Messenger RNA from Meleagris gallopavo (turkey), 8250 nucleotides. Lineage: Eukaryota; Metazoa; Chordata; Aves; Galliformes; Phasianidae. The record is from RefSeq and is a predicted model, not a curated record.
UAUUUUUGUCUUCUAGGGAAACGUGAUCCAGCUGGUGACCUGCAGGUCAAGUCAAACCUGUGGGGCACUUGUUAACUGUUACCUUCUCUUUGGAGGAAACCAAGAAGGGGUUUCCACUGCGUAUGCUGCCAUAGUAACUGAAUGCUUUCUGUUGUGCAUAGUGUGUGUCUGCGGUCUGAGGCAGUUUGUGUUGGUGCAAAGGAGAAACAAAGCCAUUCUUCUGCUCUAUAUAUGUGGCAUGCUGCUAAGCCUGGAAGCUGUGACUUCUCUUUCUCUGUGAUUGCUGUAUCUGUCAUCCAACUGUGUAGCCAUGGACUGCAGCUCAUGAAAUGCCUGCCUUAGAUGUCAAGCUGAAAACAAACAAGAAGAUUGUGUUGUGGUUUGGGGAGAAUGCAAUCAUUCCUUCCACAAUUGCUGCAUGUCGUUGUGGGUGAAACAGAAUAAUCGUUGUCCCCUCUGCCAGCAGGACUGGGUAGUCCAGAGAAUAGGCAAAUGAAAACACCCCAAGUUUUCUGUUGGACUCGUGGGAGUUGUGUGUAUCUUACGCCACGCGCUCAUACAGAAGAGUGGAACGUCUCAAUCAUGGCAUGAUGUAUUCAGUUUAUCUGCUAUAGGGAACAGUGUGGUUUUGCUGUGUGCUCUUUGCUGUACUGGGAAGCAGUGGUGAGUCUUAUUGCAGGUAUUUCCACAGGUGAAGAAAGAGAGGCACUGCAUUAAUAAAUGUGUCUGUUAAGAUUUGAGUGCUAACUAUAUCAAGAGCAUGUGGUGGUGCAGAUUAUAUGCCAAAUACAGUUCAUGUAAUGUUUCUACUUAGAGCAAUGAAUUAAUUUGAAAAGGAGACCUUUCUAUUAAAUCCGAUAUGCUGUAUAAUUUAGUGUCUGAUAAAUUAUUUUUGUUUUGGAUAAAUACUUUGUUUUCUAAAUAAUACUGUAUACAAAAACACAAGUGUUUUAGUAACUAUUUUGUUUUUUAAUCUAAAAUGAGUAGUUUGUGGACAACACUAGCAUUCUCAUGUAGGCUUUCUUUAUGGCUUAAGAAAAUUAGUUGCAUCUCUGAAGUCUGUUGCUGUUUAAUAUUCUACAUGUUUUCUGCAGUCGUACUUACUAAAAUUUAACCACAUCUAUGAUUUAAAUUUAUGUUUCUUUUAAAGUUCAUGGACACAAGUACUUCUAAUCCAGAAAUUUUUGGUAUGGAGACACACACUGGAUAUCAAUUUAGUCGUGUUGUAAACCGUGUUGCUGGUUAGCUGUCUAAUAUGGAAAACAAAAACAACCAUUUUAAUGUCCCAAGGAAAGCAGGUACCAAUUAAAUCUAGGAAAAUAAUGUUAAAUUGUGCUUUCACCAGAAUUCAUUUACAGAAAUUUCUUCAUUGUUAUUUUAUUGGAUUACAUGUUUGGUUUGGGAUGUAAGAGAAAGUAUUGUUUCACUGCUGUGGAAAUCCUCAAUAUAUCAUUUUUUUAAUAGGAUCAGACCUGUGAUUUUUCCUGUGCGCAUUUAAGUGCUUUACCCUCAAUAUCUGAAGUAAUUACUAUUAAUCUGAACGUAUGUUUUGUUGGUUUUUUAAAUAUAUGUAUGUAACAGAGAGAUUGAGUUACUGUUUCUAAGUCUGUAACGAAUUCAGACUUAAUAAAAUGGCUAAUAAACUCGGGUGGAAUUCUUUUUUAUUCUUUUUUACUUAAAUUGAGAUUAAUUAAUAACAUUUAAGAUUAAUUUGUUUCUCGCAGAUGUAUUUCUAUUUAGUUCUGCUUGAGUACAUUUAAAGAGAAUGAUCUCCAUUGUAUAAAGUAGUUCCAAUGGCAGUCUUUGAUUUUUGUCACCCACUUCCGUGCGGAUUGGUUGUAAUUCUAAAAUGUUUUGUAUGUUUUAAAUACGGCUAUUGCAUUACUGCCAGUGUGUCACACUCGUUGUUGCCAUCUCAGGAGAUGUCUUUCCUAACAUUUAAAUAGCAGUAGUAAUGAAGUGCCUACAGCGUUUGCGUUGUUGUGGAGUAUUUUGUCUUCAUCUUUUCUAUUUCUGUAAAGACGUUCUUCCUAAAAUAAUAUCUUCUUACAUACGGAAAUAAUUUACUACUUGUUUUUCUCUGCCAGAAUUUGGUCACAGGUUCCAUCCCCUAAAAUAUCUUCACUUUUUUCUAAUCCCACCAGAGAACUUUUUCCUUCAUUUUACUUGGAUUUAUGGGACCAUAUGGACAACAGCAGAGUAAUUUUCACCCUGCUUUCUGUUCACGUGUCACAUACGUGUCACUAAUAGCUGAGAAUCAUAAUUGCAGAAGAAUCUGCUUAAUACUGUUCUCCUCUGUUUAAUAAAUGCUGGGUAGAUUUGGACAAUUUCAGCAAAUCUAGCUGGAGUCUUCUCAGGAGUGACUGGAAUAACAAAUACGUGUGCAAAGAUGAUAUUGUUUCACUUUGAUGUUUUUUUAAGUGACUUUGUUUUACAGAAACAUUGUAUGUUGCUGUGUACGUUCUAUAGAAAUCAAGAAAGAUUCUAAUUAAUAGAGCAGAAUUCUUUUUGAAGCUGUAAAUGUGCCUUUCUUGUGCAGGUAGCAUAAACAUUGUGUGUUUUCUUGAUUUGCUUUGAUGUGGUCAGUUGCUGGUGUGGGCUGAAGUUCAGCCCGGUUACCAGUCGUACAACUUGUCUGAGUUUGGGCAAAGGUGGCAUUUUGCUAAAGACCCUGCUGAAGUUUAGGACCUGAAAUUAAAGGUGUUUUUUUUUUUUUUCCUACCUCCUUUCUUUUUGGUUCUGAGGCUAUUACAAACGUGUUGCUGUGGACACCUUUUUCAGAACAAUCACUCACUGAAUUUGAUAUUAUUUCCUCUAUUUUUUUUCAGUCUUCCUUGCUCUGCUAGUUGCAUUAUUCAGCCCUUUAUGUAACCUGCUCCUGCCCCAUGCACGCAUUCAACUGGCAGAAUUAGACAUGCUAAGCAAGCAAGGGUGUCGAAUACUCUGCUGUGGAGUACACAGCUUUCUCACACGUGUAGUUUGCAAUGGAUGAUUCUUUCAACCACACACAGAAAAGCACUCACUUCUAUAAUGCCAUUUUGUAGAGAAUAAGCAUGAAUUACGUGUCAAAUGGAUUCAACACAGACAGGAUUAAGCAGAUAAAAGCAAAUUUAUACUUGUAUAGUAGAGUGACUGAAAGCAGCCAAGAAGGGCUUACCAGUUUUUGUAAUAAUUUUGAGAAGUGCUUGUUGUUACUUGAUGUUAAGUAUCUGGGAUUCAACCCUUCAACUUUCUCCAGUCACAAAAGUGGAAAGAAAAAAGAAGAAAAGGAAACUCUUUGAGUAGUUUCUCCUCAGUUCUGCUGGAAAAAUCGUGGAAUUGCUUCACCUGUUCCUGUAAUACUUAUGUCUAAAAACUGUUUUCAGAAACCGAAUCACAAGACUCCACAGCAGAAGAGGGACUAACAGAUGCCAUACAGGAAUUUUUUCUUUCAGAUAAAGAUGGGGCAUAGACUUCCUGGUGGGUAACCCAGUGAGCGUAGUCCAGUGGAUUUUGGCUUCACUUGGUUAUAAUCAGCUUUGUGCUUUUGUUGAUGCUGCCUCAGCCAUGCACUACUGCCACCUUGUCUCCUUGUCAUACUGCCACUUGUCAUCAUAAGACAAGCUCAGCAGGAAAGUAAAGAGAGGCCACAGUAUCAUAUGGAAUGUCUUGGCAAGAUUUGGCCAGUCAUUUGAAGUGUGUUUUUCCUUUUUCUGUGGAUAGGAAAUGAGCUCACAACUCCAUGCUGCUUCAUAUGUAGGGAUCAUUAUUUUUAGAGCAGCGGCAGAUCUGAGCCUCUGCAUGUAAUCCGCUUUCUGUUCCUUCAGAUGGAGUGGCAUGAGGCAUCAAGGUCUGCAGGAAUAUCUGUGGAGCUCAGAGUUAUUGCUGUUGAGUGUAACUUGAAUUUGGAAGUGAGGCAGCUCAAAGCUCUGAAUGGUAUGAAAAUUAGAAGCUCAGGGACUGAUAGCAUUCAGUAUGUCAAGAGCAAGGGUGGCAAGAGGCUUCUCUUGACUGUGUUUGGUGUGCCUCUGGGUUUGGACUGUGCAGUUUGUGUUACAAAUGGCAAUAAUUGCAUGUUCUCAGCAGCCAGCAUGUGCCUACAGAGGGGAUUGUGGUACAUCUAUCAGGGUCCAUUCUGUGAAACAGCAGCUGAACUGAGUCUGUUUGGUGCCGCCAGUGAGAUGGUUUGUGUAGGGUGUCAUCCUUCAGCUAUAGAUAGCAAACUCAAGCUCCUUACAGAGAAACCUCUUACCAGUCACUUUCCACAAAUGGUGCGUGUACCUAAAGGUACUUAGUGAAAAUCCUUGAGAGGUAUUUAAUGCAAAAGCAGUUAGUCUCUCUGGUGCAUUUGAGAAACGUGCACACGCCACUAGCAGGAAGGAGUGCAGGGCAGCCACAGCUCAGCUCUUGGGCCAGUGACUGAUUUUGUCUAGCCAGGCUCUGCCACCCCAAGAGCUUGCCAAGAUGUGUGACAUGGGGGGGCUCGACAACCUGAUUGCCAACACAGCCUAUCUGCAGGCCAGGAAGAGUGGAGAAGGAGACACCAAGGAGAUGCAGAAGAGACGUAAGAGCCUCUCACUGCCCAAGAUUGAUCAGUGUGGAGAGGUUAGGCAGUCCAUUGCUGCUGACUACGAGAGCAUCUGUGAACAGCAGCCCAUUGGCAAGAGAUUCUUCAGAGACUUCUUAGAGACAGUUCCAGAAAAUUUGGUAGCUAGGGAUUUCUUGGAUGAGGUGUCAAACUGGGAGUUGGCAGAGGACAACAUCAAGAGCAGUACCAUGGAGAAUAUUAUCACCAACUUUCUUAAGACAGGCUCCAAAAGUUAUUUGUCUUUCAUGAGCUCUGACUUGGUCAGCAAAUGCCAGGCAGCCACUGAGAAAGACUAUGAGAAUGUUAUACAGCUGGCUAGAGAUGAAACCAAACUCUUCCUUCAAGGCAAGCCCUUCCAAGACUUCCAGACUAGCCCCUUCUACGACAAAUUCCUCCAAUGGAAAGUUUUUGAGAAGCAGCCAGUAACUGAUAAAUACUUCUAUGAGUUCCGAGUGCUGGGCAAAGGUGGCUUUGGAGAGGUUUGUGCCAUUCAGGUGAAAAAUACUGGCAAGAUGUAUGCCUGCAAAAAACUAGAUAAGAAAAGGUUGAAAAAGAAAAGUGGAGAGAAGAUGGCGCUACUGGAGAAAGAAAUCCUGGAGAAGGUCAACAGCCCUUUCAUAGUCACAUUAGCUUAUGCCUAUGAGAGCAAAACUCAUCUGUGUCUUGUCAUGAGCCUCAUGAAUGGAGGUGAUCUGAAAUAUCACAUCUACAAUGUAGGACAAAGGGGCUUAGAAUUGAACAGGGUCAUUUAUUACUCAGCGCAGAUCACCUGUGGGAUUCUGCAUCUUCAUUCCAUCAAGAUCAUUUACCGGGACAUGAAACCGGAAAACGUCCUCCUGGAUGAUAACGGAAACUGCAGACUGUCUGAUCUUGGAUUGGCAGUGCAAGUCAAAGAGGGAAAAUCCAUCACUCAGAGGGCUGGGACAAAUGGUUAUAUGGCUCCAGAAAUCCUGAAGGAAGAAAGUUACAGCUAUCCUGUGGACUGGUUUGCUAUGGGAUGUAGUAUUUAUGAGAUGAUUGCUGGGCGAACACCAUUCAAGAAUUUCAAAGAAAAGGUCGAUAAGGAUGAGGUUAAACGAAGAACUCUGGAAGAUGAAGUGAAAUUUGAACAUGCCAACUUUACAGAGGAAACAAAAGAUAUUUGCCGACUGUUUUUGGCUAAGAAACCAGAGAAUCGUUUAGGAAGCAGAAAUGAAGAUGACGACCCAAGAAAACAUAGCUUCUUCAAAACAAUAAAUUUCCACAGGCUAGAGGCAAACCUUAUUGACCCUCCAUUUGUGCCAGAUCCAUCAGUUGUCUAUGCCAAAGAUGUUGCAGACAUUGCUGAUUUCUCUGAAAUACGAGGAAUAGAGUUUGAUGACAAAGACAAGAAGUUCUUCAAAAAAUUUGCAACUGGUGCUGUCCCUAUACCCUGGCAGGAGGAAAUCAUUGAAACUGGACUGUUUGAAGAACUGAACGAUCCUAACAGAGUAGAUUCUGGCGGAUAUGCAAAUGGAGGUGAAGCUAAGUCAGGAGUUUGUUUGUUGUUGUAAAUAUCAGAUUGUUACCAAAAAGAUUAGAAUCAACCGCAGAACUUUCCAUAUUGUGACACUGCUUCAGAAAUUCAGUGCAUCUGUUUAAGAAGAACUAAUCAGUGUAAUAUGGCAUUGACAGGCUAUGUAGACCACAAGCUGUAUUGACCGUAUUAUUUUCCUUUGUCCUAGCAAGGGAGAUAAUACUUUUGUUUUACUGGAGACUUAAUCAAGGUGGACUGUAUUUCUCUAAGGAACUUAGAAUGAUAGAAAUUCUGAAAUACAAAAAGCAGUCAUAGAGAGAAGAGGCAUCUCCUUUGGAAUGUUACUGACUCUACUACUUUGAAUACAAUAAUUUAUUGACUUUCUGUCUAUUUUCUUGUCAUUUCUACUAAUGUUUCCUCUUUGUUCUACAGUUUUCAGGACAUACUUUUUAAUUUUCAGGUAAUAUUAGAACAUGGACUCAAAAAUGGUCAAACUUGGAUGCUUAUUGGUUAGCCAGUCUGUCUUGUUUUCCUAAUUUCUCUUAGAUUUUUGGUUGGUUUGAUUGUCAUUAAAUGUAAAAGAAGGCUUUACAGGUGGCUGUAAAGUGGGACCUUCAGGAUCAAAUUGUUUCAAAGCUGAUUUUAACAAAGUGUAGAGAAGAGUGCACCAAUUUAAUUGGAUAAAACAUUUAUUAAGCAUGUUAUGUAUUUAUAAGUGAAUAUCCAUUCUUUUUGACAAUCAAUUUCAACCUUUUAUUAGAUUUCCUGAUAAUAAUUCUGUAUUUUGCUGAUAAAUUAAACUACGAAUAGACUAAAGCAAUUUGUAACCGGAUCUCUACAAAAGAAAUGUAUUUUCAUAUAAUACAAACAUUCACUCACAAAUAUAGAAUAUAUAUAUCCGCGUUGACACCUUCAUCUUCAGCUGCUCAAUGAUUCUUAUGCAAGUUUUGAGGCAUCUUUUUGUUUUUUAAUUUUAUUACAAUCUACGUAGAAUUAAUUGGAAGCAUUUAAAUGAAUGCUUGCUAAUGUUGAAGUCUGUUAUUUGUGAACCACAUCUUAUUGUUUUCUUUGGUAAGAAGAUAAUAGGCGGUAGUGUUUUUCUAACAACUUCUAAAUUUGAUUAUGUAUGUUAUUUACUGUCAUCCAUCUUGCUAUAGUUUCCAUUGACUAAAGAGGAAUUAGAAACUGCUCUGUUUGAGUCCUAGAGGCUGCUAAUACUUUUUUCUAUUUUUCAUAGAGAAACGUCCUCCUCGGUUUCAACUAUCUAUUUUGUAUAGACACUGUGCUAUUCAGAAAGAGGGGUAACAAUAGAUAAGCUGUCUUCUAUAAUUAUAUCUGUUGUGCAAACAUAGCUUCUUUGAUUAUUAAUAAUUGAAUACCUCAUUCCAAAUGGUGCAAUAAAAAAAAUUCUUUAGUAUUAAAUAUUUCAAGUGCUUUAGUCUAAAUAGCUAAAUAAUGUGUUGGAAAUACUUUGUGUUGUUCUUCAUUUUCUAUAGAGAGGAUUAAGCUGAAAAAGAAUUGUUCCUUUCUUUCCUUUUAAAUUUGCUUUUCCAGUGUUUUAUAUUUAUAUUUUUCAAAUGAAAAAAAAAAAAAACAAACCACAUGAAAAAGAGUGUUAUUUAGCAUCAGUGGAUAAUUCUGUUCACGGAUUGUUGUGAAUCUGUCAUUGUCUGCCUUUGGGAGGGAGACUUUCUGUAAAAUGGUGUAAAAGGAAAUAAGCUGAAUUCUGACUUGGAGUUUUAAUUGAGAAGGAUGAUCCUGGAAGAUUGUGAAAAUCAUAGGAGGUUGAGAGGAGAGAGAGCCAUGUGGAUCUAUCAGGGUGGUCUUAAGCUAAAAUAUUUAUUAAUUUAAGAAACUCAGGCAGAAAAUUUGAUUAUGUAUACAUUUGAACAACAGCAGUGUUACUACAGCUAGGAGAGGCCUAAGAGUGCUAGUGGCGUAGAGCAUCAGGCUUGUGUCCUGAACUGCUUUCUGUCUCACAGCCAUACAGAUGCCACUUCACAACUUCUCUAAGGCCACAAACCAGCGCUCUGAAUUGGCCGUAGUUUUUCUAGCACAUAGAUGACUUUUUCAGUAUACAGAUGUUCCCAUAUGGAAAGAAGUUAUGUAUAGACAGAAUCAGAAUUUAAUGUGAUGUUAGUCGUAAAUCCUCUGUGAUACCAAAUGUUGCAAGUCUAUGGUUUUCAAA